Molecule: messenger RNA, 4739 nt
Organism: Pundamilia nyererei
Lineage: Eukaryota; Metazoa; Chordata; Actinopteri; Cichliformes; Cichlidae
Product: beta-1,4-galactosyltransferase 3
Exons: 7
Coding region: 2276-3415 (379 amino acids)
Biological process (GO): carbohydrate metabolic process
Cellular component (GO): Golgi apparatus
Molecular function (GO): galactosyltransferase activity
Source: RefSeq, a predicted model, not a curated record
CCCUGAGGUACUUGUACUGGAGUAUUUCCACGUUAUACUACUUUAUGCUUUCACUCAGUCCAGAGAGAAAUGUUUAGUCUCUACUCCACUGUAAGCUUUACUUCAUGCACGAUGGCUAACAUAGCAGGCUUAAAAACAACACAUUGUUGAAGUGCACUCGUUCUGCUCAUUCUCAGCUCCACAUUUUUAAUGUUGGACUCUACUGGAGCAGCUUUGCAUGAGUCACAGUUCAAAAUAAUGCUUAUUUGUCUUACACUGGGCUUUUGUGCUUCCCCUUGGAUUUUAUUAAAUGAACCCAACCCCCAGUCAACAUACAUAUAAUGUGCCACGUUUCCCAAAACUGAAGGUCUAUGCUGACACUUCAUUUUCUCGGUACCAUUCAUAAUAUUAAUUACCUAUAACUGGGCUCAACCAUCCAACGUGAUGGACAGUGCACAAGAGAGAGCACAUCCAGGGUGGAGACGAGUGUCAGAGGUCAUUUGUGACAGAAGGAUAGCAGGAGAAGUGAAAGGGCAAACUUACAAGAUGGUAGUGAGACCUGCUGUGACGCAUGAUUUUGAGACAAAAAGGUGGAAGGCUGAGCUGAAGAUGUUAGGAUUGGGAGAGACCGGGAUGAACAGGAUUAUAAAUGGACGUGUCAGAGGGACAGCUCAGCUUGAGCAGUUUGGAGACAGAGUCGUGGAGAGCCAAGACUGAGACGUUUGCACAUGUGCAGAGGAGGGAUGAUGUAAAUGAGGGACAACGAAUGAUGAAGAAGCUGCCACACAGGAGGAAAAAGGAAAAGCUCAGAGAAGAUUCAUGGAUGUGAUGAAGGAGGACAUCCAGAUGGUUAGUGUGACACAGGAGGGGGGUGACCCUUAAAAAGGGCAGCAGAUAGAAGUACAGGUUAAAGAUUACAGCUGGAGAAUGUAAUUAAAAUACAUCACAGACAGCAGUGAUAAAGAAACAUGUAAAAAAAAUAACCAAGGAUGAUUUCCAUAUUCAUUGCUAGCUUUUAUGUCAAAGCCACAGAAACAAAAAAGAAAAUAAAACAGUCCCCCGUGGGUCUUGGUGGCUGUUUUUGGAGCUCCUGUGGUAAAGCAGCAGCAGCUGUGGCCGUGGCAGGUUGUCGGUGUUGCUGAGCUCUGAGCUGUGACCGCGGAGGGGAGGAGAAAAGUGCCGAGCUGCAGCGGCUCUGCUCAUUCAGCCUCCGAGCCAGCAACCAAACAGCAGCUCCAACUUCAGCGCACAUCGGAAAUACUGAGCAGGAAACGGGCAGCUGGAGGGACACCGACCGCUAACUGUCGCUUCACCUGCUGGGGGAUAAAAACACCUUCAGAGCCAUGCUGGAGUGACCCGUCCAGUUCCUGUCGAUCCAGGGUGACCAGUGAGCGGCUUAAGGUGGAUCGCAUCAUCAUGGAAUAAUAGCAUUGGGAGUCAAAGCUCGACCUCUUCCUCCUCGUCCUCCUCCCCCUAUUUCUUUUUCUCUCAGCCUCACUCUGUACUGAAGCCUCCCCCUAACAAACACUCACCCACCCACUCACUCAUGCAGGACCCUUCUGACCACUCCUCCCACGCAAGUCACGGUCCACUCCCACCGUCUCUCCAGCCAGUCAGGCGGUGAGCGGCUGGAAGCCGUGUAAUCCUCUGUAAAGUAUAGCGCCUAUACGGCCGCAUAUGCUCCCCUUUGUCAUGGCGGCUGUUGUUGUUGUGGAGGCCUCCCUCAGGAGAGAGCAGGAGGGACAGCAGAAGGCAGCAUAAAGCUCACAAAGGCAGGAAGGGUGAGAGAAGGAGACGCUGCAGAUUGUUCGGCUGGAGGCGAGUGAACUUCACAGGGCAGCGGAUGGUGCUCAGUCGGUGUGAGACUCCAUAAUGUGGGGCUGGCAUUAUCUCCCCAAACCAAACACAAAGUGGACCAACAGUCAGCUCUGGAGAUACCUACCACCUGCUGAGCAGCAGCGGGCAAUGCAGUGAGGACAAAGUGGACCAGAUUUUUUUCUUUUCUUUUUUUGUGUCUCAGUGUGGAAUAUUUUUCUACUUUUGUUCUGUUUGGAGGUCUUUGUGCUUACAGCCUACCAAAAGUGCCUUUAUGUGUGACAUCGCCGCGUCUGACAUACUGAAGUUAAAUAUUUCACAGAUUGUCACUCACUUGACAUUCGCCGUGCGCUGCCAUAUUCUGGAUUAUAUAGGAAGGAAAAGGCUUGACGCCACCCUCCACUAACCCUGACAAUCAUCACCUGCUACACCCGAGCAGCAAGUUCCACCUGUCUCCACUGGACCCAUCCGAGCCGUCACCAUGUUCAGUAUUCAGUCCAAAUGGCGCUACCUUAUCAUGUUCCUGGGCAUCCAGCUGGUGGUGAUGGCGCUGCUGUCCCGAGAGGGAUACCAGAAGAGGGUCACUUACUUCAUACGCAUCUUCCGCAAGCCAGACGGGGGCGCUGUAUCAGGCCGCAACCACACCACACCCACGAUCAGUGGAGGGGACGUAUACGCCAACCUCUCCCACCUGCCCAAAGCUCACGGCCAUCGAGACGACAUGCCCUACUGUCCCAAAACGUCCCCUCUAAUAGGAGGGCCGAUCCACGUCAGCUUCCCGUCACGCCUUAGUCUGGCCGAGGUUGAGAGGAAGAAUCCGCUGGUGGUGCGCGGAGGACAAUACAGGCCGCCGGACUGUGUGGCGAGGCAUCGCACGGCCAUCAUCAUUCCCCACAGACACCGAGAGCACCACCUCAAGUUCCUGCUCUACUACCUGCAUCCGUUCCUGCAGCGGCAGCAGCUCAAAUAUGGCAUUUACGUCAUCCACCAGGCUGGAAACUACACCUUUAACAGAGCCAAGCUGAUGAACGCCGGUUUCCGGGAGGCCAUGAAGGAGGAGGACUGGGACUGCCUCUUCUUCCAUGAUGUGGACCUCAUUCCAGAGGACGACCGGAAUACGUACGUCUGUGACUCGAACCCCAAGCACGCGGCCAUCGCCAUGGACAAGUUCGGCUACAAGCUUCCAUACAAGAUGUAUUUUGGAGGCGUGUCCGCUCUGACGCCCCUGCACUACCUUAAAAUGAACGGUUUCCCCAACAAUUACUGGGGCUGGGGCGGCGAGGACGACGACAUCGGAGUCAGAGUCUCUCUGGCUGGCAUGUACAUCACUCGUCCUUCACUGAAGGUGGGCCGGUACAAGAUGAUCAAACACAAGCUGGACAAAGGCAACGACGUGAACCCAAAGAGGUUCAACAUGCUCGCUAAGACGCGUCAGACCUGGAGGGCGGACGGGAUGAACACGGUGGAAUACGAGGUCAUCUCGCGGGAAUAUCUGCCCCUGUACACCAACAUCACCGUGAACAUCGGCACGGAGGCCGGCCUGCACCCGCCGCCCCGGACUCCCGGCUCCGCUCCCAAAGCUGAAGCUAAAGACGCCGCUGAAAAGCUCAAAGAGAAGUAGUCCUCGCUACUCUCACUUCAGACGGAUAAUCCUAUCAGUACAUGCUGUAUGAAGGUGUUGGGCUUUUUUCCUCUCGAUUAUUUCUUCUGUAAGUUUUGUCGCCCGAGUGUCGCUCCGCCUUCACGUCGUCGGGCGUGCUGGAUGAUGAAACCCCUAAAUCUGUUAAAGAUGGAUCAACUCUUCUAAGUGAUGUGCCGCUUCCUCCGGUCCUGCUCUAAUUUAUUCUUCUGAGGGAGCCGCAGCCGAGAGAGGGGGGCGGGGCUAACAGUUGGACUCUAUGAGUUUAUAUAUCUGCAGCGCUGUGGUCGCUGGUUUAACCGUGUGAGGCCUUAGAAUCUAUUUUUUGUCUCGUCUUUUCACUCGUACCUUACUCUACCGAGGAUGGUGGAUUUGAAGGAGCAGCAGUCGCACUGUGUCAGACUCAAAGCACCGAAGGGGUUUUCUGUGCUUCUGUUACCGUCAAGGCAAAGUUCUCGCUUCUGCACACCUGUCUGUGAACACCUUUGUUUUACAAAGACAAACGUAUCUUUUAAGAUUAUAGAUGAGUUUGUGGAAGUACAGCGGGAGUGAUUUCAUGGUGUAGAUGAAGUUGCGGCUCCUCUUAUUUCAGCCUUUUACACCAUCUCCUUAAACUUCAGUAUGUCUGACGUCUUCUGAUUGAAUUCAUCUCUUCUGUCUGAGUUCAGUGGGGUUAAGCUUUGCAUCAGAAUGGAGUCUUUUUCUUUUCUCUGAUGCUUUAUAUGCAGUGAAUUUGGAUGUGACACUAAUUAUCCUCAAUCGGCACAAAUCUGGGAAAUUAAAUGGAACGAUGAAAUUCAAUGGUCACAUUUAUUAAGCUAAUCAAACAUUAGAAGAAAACUGUAAUCAAUAUUUAAGGCCAAUGACAUUGGGCAAUAUUUGGGGUAUUUUACAUAAAUCCUGGUGUUUUUAAUAAUUGUUAAAAUCCUUUGGAAGAGGUUUCAAGAGAUGACGACACACUUUAGUGUAAUGCCAGUUACAUUACGAGUCACCUUAAAUAAGAACUUGUUGAUGGCGCUGAAUAGAAAUGCAAGAAGUUGAACAAACACAUGGUGGUGAAACACUGCCCCCAGUGGUCAAAGUUGUAGUUACAUUUUGUAACUUUAAGGUGCCUUUAAACUAUUUUAAUUACUGAAACAAGAACACUGAAUGAUGGCCUUGCAGGAAAUGACAGCGAAUCAUUUUGGUACAAAUUAUUUGAGGAAACUGGCACCUGCUUUACCGCAGCCACCCACCCAAAUAGUGUUUAUGAGGCGACUAUGGAGGGCAAAGUUUGUGUGUGUGGGGGGGGGGGCAUGCAUUUAUU